Messenger RNA from Mesocricetus auratus (golden hamster), 11666 nucleotides. It is a transcript of the gene Cntnap5, whose product is annotated as contactin associated protein family member 5. The coding region runs from base 525 to 4445 and encodes 1306 amino acids. Gene Ontology annotation, molecular function: aspartic-type endopeptidase activity. The record is from RefSeq and is a predicted model, not a curated record. Gene Ontology annotation, biological process: proteolysis. NCBI's taxonomy places the organism in Eukaryota, Metazoa, Chordata, Mammalia, Rodentia, Cricetidae. The transcript has 24 exons.
CUGCUGGGGACAAGCAAGCGAUCAAGGACCCGCCCAGGCCACUCUUAUAGGCGAGCGCGGGGCGGGCCCGGCCGGGGGCGGUGCCGCGCAAACAGCUCCUAUAAGGAGCUGUCCGCCACCCUGGUGCUGAAUCUAGCUCUAGCACCGGAAAGAGGUGCUUUUGGCUGUUGAUGGAGCUCCGAGCCAGGAACUGCCCUCGAGUUUGGGUUUGAACCUUUAAGGAAGGGGAUCCGGAGGAAGAAGAGGCACACGAAGAAGGCAAGCACAGAAAGGGACUGUUGCAGGAACUGCAAACCUCGGUAGCAGCUCGCAGCUCCGAGGAAGCCCUGACAAGGUUUCUGUAGAGUGUCUGAGAAGCAGGAUGGAGUGAAGGAGAACAGUGUCUGUUCAAGGGGGGUGGGAGGGGGUCCGGCCGAGCGGAGAGCGGAGGAGAGAAAUCGUAGAGAUAGAAAGAAAAAGAGAGAAAAGCCAAGGCUGGUGCCUGCGAAUUUGUGAUUCGAUUGGAAGAUCGUUCACUCGGGGAAAUGGAUUCUGUACCAAGACUGACCAGCAUUUUGACUUUGAUCCUCUCCGGCUUGUGGCGUUUAGGAUUAACAGCUACAAACUACAACUGUGAUGACCCAUUGGCCUCCUUCCUCUCUCCAAAGGCUUUCUCCAGCUCCUCAAAUCUCACUGGAAGUUCCAGCCAGGCUCAACUCAACUGGAGAAUGGGAACUGGUGGUUGGUCCCCAGCAGAUUCCAAUGCCCAACAGUGGCUCCAGAUGGACCUGGGCAACAGAGUGGAGAUUACAGCAGUGGCCACGCAGGGAAGAUACGGGAGCUCAGACUGGGUGACAAGCUAUCGCCUGAUGUUCAGCGACACAGGGCACAACUGGCAACAGUACAAGCAAGAAGACAGCAUCUGGACAUUUGUAGGAAACAUGAAUGCUGACAGUGUGGUGCACCACAAGCUGCUAUACUCUGUGAGAACUCGCUUUGUUCGCUUUGUGCCCUUGGAGUGGAAUCCAAGUGGGAAGAUUGGAAUGAGAGUGGAGGUCUAUGGAUGCUCCUACAAAUCAGAUGUUGCUGACUUUGAUGGCAGGAGCUCCCUUUUGUACAGGUUCAAUCAGAAGAUGAUGAGUACCCUCAAGGAUGUUAUCUCUCUGAAGUUCAAGAGCAUGCAAGGAGAUGGGGUUCUGUUCCAUGGAGAAGGACAACGUGGAGACUAUAUCACCCUGGAGCUCCAGAAGGGCAGGCUAGCCCUGUACCUGAACCUGGAUGACAGCAAAGCCAGACUCAGCAGCAUCGCGCCUUCUGCCAUCCUGGGUAGCCUUCUGGAUGACCAGCACUGGCACUCAGUUCUCCUGGAGCGGGUGGGCAAGCAAGCAAACUUUACUGUGGACACGAACACACAACACUUCCGAACUAAGGGUGAGACAGAUGUCCUGGACAUUGACUAUGAGCUCAGUUUUGGAGGAAUUCCAGUGCCAAGCAAACCUGGGACAUUUUUAAAGAAAAACUUCCAUGGCUGUAUGGAAAACCUUUACUACAAUGGAGUAAACAUAAUUGACUUGGCUAAAAGACGCAAGCAUCAGAUCUACACUGUGGGCAAUGUCACUUUUUCCUGCUCAGAACCACAAAUAGUCCCCAUCACAUUUGUCAACUCCAGAAGCAGUUAUUUGCUGCUGCCCGGCACCCCCCAGAUUGAUGGACUGUCAGUGAGUUUCCAGUUUCGAACAUGGAACAGGGAUGGUCUGCUUCUGUCCACAGAGCUGUCUGAAGGCUCAGGGACCCUGAUGCUCAUGCUGGAGGGUGGGACUCUGAGGCUCCUGAUUAAGAAAGUGGCAGGACAAGGAAUUGAAAUCCUUACAGGCAGUGACUUGAAUGAUGGCCUGUGGCAUUCUGUCAGCAUCAAUGCCAGGAGAAACCGUGUCACUCUCACCCUGGAUAAUGAUGCUGCUUCCCCGGCUCAGGACACCUCCCGGCUGCAAAUUUAUUCUGGAAAUAGUUACUACUUUGGAGGGUGCCCUGACAAUCUCACCGAUUCCCAAUGCUUAAAUCCCAUUAAGGCUUUCCAAGGCUGCAUGAGGCUCAUCUUUAUUGAUAACCAGCCCAAGGACCUCAUUUCAGUUCAGCAAGGUUCCCUGGGGAAUUUUAGUGAUUUACACAUUGAUCUGUGUAGCAUCAAAGACAGGUGUUUGCCAAACUACUGUGAGCAUGGAGGACACUGUGCCCAGUCCUGGACCACCUUCGACUGUAACUGCAGUGAUACUGGUUACACAGGCGCUACCUGUCAUGACUCCAUCUAUGAGCAAUCCUGUGAAGUGUACCGAUACGGAGGGAACAAGGCUGGCUUCUUCUAUGUGGACUCUGAUGGCAGCGGGCCACUGGGACCUCUCCAGGUGUACUGCAAUAUCACUGAGGACAAGAUCUGGAUGAUGGUUCAGCACAACAACACCGAACUGACUCAAGUACAGGGUUCCAACUCUGAGAAGCCCUAUACUAGGACAUUAAACUAUGGUGGCAGUAUGGAGCAGCUGGAGGCUCUGAUUGAUGGCUCAGAGCACUGUGAACAGGAAGUGGCAUAUCACUGCAGGAGAUCUCGCCUGCUUAACACACCAGAUGGAGCCCCAUUCACCUGGUGGAUUGGGAGGUCCAAUGAAAAGCAUCCUUACUGGGGAGGUUCUGUUCCUGGGGUCCAGCAGUGUGGAUGUGGUCUAGAGGAGAGCUGCCUGGACAUUCGACACUUCUGCAAUUGUGACGCAGACACAGAGGAAUGGACAAAGGAUACUGGUUUUCUUUCCUUCAAAGAUCACCUACCUGUAACUCAGAUAAUUAUCACUGAUACCAACAGAUCAAACUCAGAAGCUGCUUGGAAAAUUGGCCCCUUGCGUUGCUAUGGUGACCGACACUACUGGAAUGCCGUCUCAUUUUCUACCGAAGCUUCUUACCUCCACUUUCCUACCUUCCAUGCGGAAGUCAGCGCUGACAUUUCCUUCUUUUUUAAAACCACUGCAUUAUCUGGAGUCUUCCUAGAGAACCUUGGCAUUAAAGACUUCAUCCGACUUGAAAUGAGCUCUCCUUCUGAGGUUACCUUUGCCAUUGAUGUUGGGAAUGGCCCUGUUGAGCUCCUGGUCCAGUCUCCUUCUCCUCUGAAUGAUAACCAAUGGCAUUAUAUCCGGGCUGAGAGAAACCUCAAGGAGACCUCCCUGCAGGUGGACAGCCUUCCACGGAGCACAAGGGAGACCUCAGAGGAAGGCCAUUUCCGACUUCAGCUGAAUAGCCAGUUGUUUGUAGGAGGGACAUCAUCAAGACAGAAAGGGUUUCUUGGAUGCAUCCGCUCUUUACACUUGAAUGGGCAGAAAGUGGACCUGGAAGAGAGGGCAAAGGUCACAUCUGGAGUCAGACCUGGCUGCCCAGGUCACUGCAGCAGCUAUGGAAGCAACUGCCACAAUGGGGGCAAAUGUGUAGAAAAGCACAGUGGCUACUCUUGUGACUGUACCAACUCGCCAUACGAAGGGCCUUUCUGCCAGAAAGAGAUUUCAGCUCUUUUUGAUUCUGGCAGCUCAGUUACAUACAUGUUUCAAGAACCAUACCCAGUGACGAAGAAUACAAGCCUUUCGUCAUCAGCUAUCUACACAGAUACAGCUCCAUCCAAGGAAACCAUCACACUGAGCUUUGUGACAGCACAUGCCCCCAGCCUCUUGGUCUUUCUCAAUUCCUCUUCUCAGGAUUUUCUAGCUAUCCUGCUCUGCAAGAAUGGAAGUUUACAAGUUCGCUAUCGGCUAAGCAAGGAAGAAAGUCAUGUGUUCACCAUCAGCACAGAGAACUUGGCCAACAGAAGGGUGCAUCAGGUGAAGAUUAGCCGAGAGGGGCCAGAGCUUUCCAUUCAGGUGGACCAGCAACUCUUCAGCUAUAACUUCUCCCCAGAAGUCGAGUUCAGGACGGCAAGGUCACUCAUCUUAGGCAAAGUAACAGAAACUCUUGGGUUGGAUCCAGAAGUUGCUAGAGCAAACACCUUGGGUUUUGUUGGAUGCCUUUCUUCAGUUCAAUACAACCACAUAGCACCAUUGAAAGCAGCCCUCCGCCAUGCCAACAUUGCACCUGUGACUGUCCAGGGUACCUUGACAGAAUCCAACUGUGGCUCCAUCGUGGACUCUGAUAUGAAUGCAGUGACCACUGUGCAUUCUUCAUCAGAUCCCUUUGGAAAGACAGAUGAACGCGAACCACUCUCAAACGCAGUCCGAAGUGACUCUGCCAUCAUUGGAGGUGUCAUAGCAGUGGUGACAUUUAUCACCUUUUGUGUCAUCGGCAUCAUGACCCGCUUCCUCUAUCAACAUAAGCAGUCACGCCGUACCAAUCAGAUGAAGGAGAAGGAAUACCCAGAGAACUUAGACAGUUCCUUUAGAAAUGACAUUGACUUGCAAAACACAGCCAGCGAGUGCAAACGAGAAUAUUUCAUCUGAGAUGCCACAGGGUCACUUGGUCCUCUUUUUUGCGGGGUUUUCUCUCUCUUUUUCUCUUAUCUUUACUGUCUUUUAAUUUAGGUAUUCUCUUUCUCUCUUUCACUCUUAAUUUUUCAGAACACACCUGCAUCCACCAAGAGCAUUGAUCUCCCCAAGCUCAGCAGGUCAGGUAGAGCUGUGGCUACUGUAAUCCACUGACACAUGCAUUGUUGUGAAACUGACCACUGGAGACACAGACUUCACUAUUGUAAACAAGGAAAAGAUAUGAGUGCACACAUGCACAUUUAAUGUUUGUAGUUGAGUUUUAAACUUCACUCUUUAGUUUCUCAGGCACUUGGUCUUGCCAGCUUCCAUUAGACUUGAGUUCUGUGGCACUGGCCUUCAAUAAUUAUUGCUGACACCCUGCCCCAUACCAUAUUGUUAGGUAUUAUGGCUUGAGAGGAGAAAAGGGGUGGUUGAGUGUGAUAGAAAAGGACAGAGUCAGAUCAUCCUUUAAGCAAAGAGUCUAUUGGGGAGCCUGCUACAGCAGAAGAGUUUGAAGGAAAGUAUUCCAAUUAGAGACAGCAAUGUUUGUUCUUUUAUGUCCCUUGUGAUAGGAUAGGGAUAUUGGGUCACAUUAUACCACAAAGAAAUGCUUCUAAAGCAGACAUCAUCUAGACAGGCUUAGAGACAAUUUUUGUUUGUUUUAUUUUGUUUCUUAAAUUUAUUUUCUAUUUUAUUUAUUUAUUUAUUUGUGUUUUGUUUUGUGACCUAAGUAGGUAUUUGUUAAGCUUCCAGGACAUUAUUUCCUAAGAUACAGAUUAAAGAGAAAUAAGCCUAGUGAGUGUGUCAGGUGUCCUGCCUGUAGCUUUCUCCAUUUAGGAGUUAAGUAUCUGCAUGAGUGCAUGGGGAAACUUGGUUCCCUUGAGAGCUGAGGGCAGAGAGGCUACAGAUCUGCAUGCCAUGGGAGCCCUUCAUAACACCUGUGAGAACAGACACUUAUGUGUGGACCUAGGUUAAAAGAAGACCUAGCUAAGGGACCCAGGACAGAGGAAGACCCUUCUGGUCUGUUUGAUUUGAUGGCAUUUUACAGGAAACCAGAGGUAUCUGUGUUAUUUUAAUGUGGUUACUAUAAGUAUUCCAGCUCCAUUCAUCUUUGUUUCCAUAGAGUCUCAGUACUUUCCAACAUAGAAUAACUGAGUAGUGAACAGUUACUUUAUGCUUCUCUCACUGUUCUGUCUUGAGGUAUGGAUACAGUACUCUGAACCAAGGAGGCUUCAAGAAAGCUGUGAGGAAGUAGGGCCUCCCUUAACUGCCUUCUACACUUCACUCGAACAUGUUAGCUAGUUUAUUCCUAUGAUUGCUAUAAUGAAGAAAAAUACACACAUGUGUGUAUUGUGGCAGCAAAAACAGAAUCCAAAUGAAAGUCUAAAUUGGUUCCAUGAGAAAUGCUUAGGCCCUCUUAACUCAGCAUGGAGGAAAACUGGAAAAUAAAAUAAAAUAAGAAAGCUGCAAGGAAAAUGAGAAAUACCAAGCAGAUUUAUCCCAUUUAUCUCCAUUCACCCACUCCAGAAAGAUCCAGUAACAAAAGAAUGUGCAUGGAAACAGAAUUCACAUUCUAGAACACAUGUUAUGAAUUCACUGACAACCGAGCUAUUUCACAAGAGGCAAAGCCCUGACUAAUGUGUGUCGUAGUGUGGCCAUCACUAAGUCAAGGGAUUUAGUGGAAGCCCCUAGUUUGUGAAACAAAUCAUAUUGGCAAGUCUGCACCUGUGUACACAAACGUGGCCAUGCACUUGCCUUGCUUGCUUACAUAAGGCAGUGAUGCAUCUCAGGCUUUGGAUUCUUUUGGUAGCAAGGCAAACAGGUAAUUCAAAAAGGCAUCUUGAAUUUGUUCACUCUGGACCACAUUAGAAUGAAGACACAAAAAAGGAAAGGAAACAACCACCCAAACUCUAAAGGUCUUAGGAAAUGAUAGACGUCAGAUCUGUGAAGGAUAAGGCAAGGCAGACCUAAUUUGCAAAGCUGGUAACUUGACAGUGAGUAGGUCAUUCAUCUUCCUAGUAAGUGUCCUACUUCUGGAUGUUCAGCACUGCCCUGGACAGGAAGUUCAUAGUUAAGCACUCACUCACUUCACCCAGGCUCCAAUCUGUAGUCUUUCUACCAUUGCAACGCUACAGACGUAUGCACUGGGUGUGGCAUCACAGUCCACAAUUUUGAGAUGUCGUUCUAAAUACAUGUUCUGUCCUUAAAAUUUUCUAUGAAUUCUUACCCACCCUCUUCUUCUCUUAGGAUAUUGUUAUCCUUUUGCUAGUGAAUUUAUUUUAAAGCAAUUCUAACAGAGAUGCUCUUUUUAAUUUUCUAUCUUUAAUAUGACAAAUGAUCAUCUAAUAAAAUGAGAAAUACUGAAAGCCUAUUUCCCUAUGCCCUUCAUUCCCUGAACUCCAACUUCUACUUUUGAAUUUUCUGGCUCUAUAAAAGGUUGUUUAAAUCACCCUCUCAUUUGGCUGCAUAUUCCUUUGCCACUGGGAAUGAAAUGGAAAUCAUGUUGAUGUUUAGCCCUAAGCACCUCUUGUAGUGAAACAACAGGUAAGGGAAAGAAACUGAAACCCUUAGAAGAAAGCACCAUAUUUUUCUGGCAUGAUAUGAUUGGCUAGAAAUGGAAGUACAAGUCAAAUCAAUGUGUGUAAUUCUCUCGUCUACAAAUAUUUACUUAGAGACAAUCAUGUAGGGAAAUGUGUAAAGUUAGGCUCUACCCUCUGCAUAGUGCACAUUCUAUUGGCUUCACCCCUGUAUGUUCAGGCUUGCAUAUCAGGACACUGGGCAAGUAGACGAAACAGGGGAUGUAUGCAAAGAUGGCUUAUUAUUAUAUGUAGUCUCAGGGCUAAAUCAUAAUUUCUUAAUAACCCCACAACACACACCAGGUGGAAAAUCUAGCAAUCUGUGUCUUCCUAAACUGAGUGCACAGUUAGAAACAAGGCCACACUUCAAUGGUGGGGCAAGAUCUAUUUGAUUUACAAAAUAAUUCAAUUGUACUUUCCACCUUCAAAAAAUUACAACCUAAAACAAGUGUCAGAGUGUUCUAAUUAUCCUUUAUCCAUCACUUAUCUCUAUAGUAUACAAGUUUUGUGAUGUCUCCCAUUAUAUAAUAGUCCAUCGUUGAUGCUGCUUUUCAUAAAAUGAAUUUGUGGAAUAUAGUUCCUUUACAGUAAGAUAAAAAAUACCUGUGCACUAUCCCAUCCUCAGGUGCUGUUCUAUUGAUAUUAGUCCACUAAACAAGUCUAUUAAUGCAAGCAACUGUAUAUUUGUUUACUAUAAAGGACUUUCAGCAACGGUUGUGUCAUUCAGUCCUUGCAUAGGGUAGAUUACUAUGGUUUCACCAAGAACUAGGUUAGGAAAACAGGCAUUUGUCAUCUUCUGGAUGUCUAUUUCAUAAAUAGAUGACCUCGUGUUCUUCUGAAGAACUCUGGAGCUGAUAAUUUUCAACAUUUUUCUUUAUAAAAAGGAAGUGGCACUAUCUUAAUUCUCGACUUUUUUCAGAAUUAUAACUACCACAUAAUAGCAGAAGCAGAACCACAAUAAACGAGUAUACCCUUCUUUUUCUUGUAUUUAGUCAUAAAAUAUGUGAAAAGAUCAUGACUCCAAGUGCUCUGUGGAUAUACAAAUUUUUACAGUCCUUUUGGACUUAGAGUGCAAUACAUAGCAGCAGAUCUUACAGAAACAAAGGUGUCCACACAGCACCAGGGAGCAGAGAGCAAGUAAUAGGCACAGCUAAUGUGCAAACCACUGCCCAGAGAAGUCGAAAAGCCAAUACAUUUUUGAACAAUUCUUAUUAUUUUGUGUCUUAUUUAUUAAUUCUACCAGAAAUGAUUGCUUUGUUUAAUCUUCCUAAAUGAGGUAACCAGCCGUGCAGGUGAAUUUAUGUAGAGGGUGCUAAAUGGACUUUUUGGAAGAGGAAGAAUAAACAGUCCCUGUAUCAGGCACACUUUUUUAAAACAGGGUUUGCUAGGUAGCACAUGGCAGGUCUGGGCUCCCUAUUGUAAUCAUGCUGGUCUAUCACUCACAGAGAAUGACCUAACUCUGCUAAGUUGUGGACCACCAUCUCUGCUUAUAUCAGAUAUAUUUUAAAGGCUGCUAAAUUCUCUAUGCUUUCAUGUCAGUUCCAGUUAAAGUUUUCUAUCUUAAGCUCUUAAAUCUUAAGCUAAUUGGUAUUCUGGCAUUUUUAACUCUCCCAAUUCUGCCCCAAGGAGCCAUUUGACUAUAUCUAGGUAAAUCUCCAUGAACUAGAAAUUAUCUAUUAAGUGAAAUAAAUUUUUGGUAUGUUGUCCAUCUAUAAUCAUGAGUCUUUCCAACCCUGAAGGCCAUGCACACUCACUCUGCAUACAAUAUCUCCUCACUUAGAAGACACAGUAGGAAUUCGCAUUCAUAACUUGCCCAUGGUAUUCAUGUAUUUUAGUAUCAAGCCUGUGAAACUCUUGCUUAUAUUUUGUCUAACAAAUGCUUCCCUUGAGCUAUAUAUCAUCAUACUUAUUGCAACAGCACUUUCACAAGAGGCUCUUGUGAUACCUAUAUUAUCCUGCCACUCAUUACUUCCUGAAGCCAUUUUUUGGGGGUUUGUUUUGUCCUCAACUGCCCCACAAGUCAACUUUCAUCUAAAUAAAUAAAUAAGCAGUGGUGUUUCUGUAAGUGGCAAAGGAGGUUAAUGGAACGGUGUUAUGGGCAAACACAAACAUGCUUGAGUUCUUGAAGGAUGCCUGAGUGCUGUUUCAUGUCUCUCAUGCAGAUGGGAAAUGUUUUCUUUAAAAGACUCACAGUGUAUCUUAAUCACUUCUGUACCAGCUUGGGAUUAUUUUAGCCUCUCCUGGACUUGCCUACAGUCUUCCUCAAGUCAUUUGUGUUGAAAAUGUUAGUUGUUCAGUCUCAGCUCAGUUUUCACAAAAUCUAAAUAGCUGAUUAAUUAAAAAGGGACAAGACAACACACGCACACACAUACACACACACACCAAUCAAAACAAAUAGGGAUGUUUCUCAAACAUUAUCCUGGAAACUAUAUCCAUACUUACUUUUUUUUUAAUUUUUAUUUUUCAGUUUAAAUUUAGAUAAGAAACAAGGUCGCUUCACAAGUCAGUUCCAGGUCCCUCUCCCUUUCCCUCCCCUCCUCCCGUGCCCUCCCCCCAGUCCCCCCAUUAUCCCCUCAUUUCUCCAGGGAGGGUGAGGCCCUCCAUGGGGGUGUCCAUAGCCUGUCAUUUCAUAUAGGGCAGGGGCAUACUUACUUUUUUAGGGAGAGAAUAUCACAACUUUGUGUUGGAAGUUCUUUAAAUGUUUCCUACAAGGUUCUAAUGAUUUUUUAAUAUUUUUUGGGGUUCCCCUUUUGUUUUCCAUUAAAGUACUCUGGGGGGAAAGUAAGAAGCACAUGUUGUCAAGAAAGAGUGUACUUUGUAAGCUAGUCCUAUGUCAUGUGUAAUGUUUAUUGUCCAAAAAGUGGUUAAGAGGACACAAGCAAGAUUUAGGUAAUGGUGGGCUUUUUGCUAAAGCAGAUAUGAUGGAAACUUGUCAAUGAGAAAGAGGGUAUUCAUGGAGCAAACAAUGGCUUCUGGAGGUUAAAAUGGCCAAAAGUUCCUCUUCCCACUUUCCUGACUCCUAACUCAGGAGGUAUCUUUCACACAUUUGUCUUUUGCCGUAGGGAAUAGACGAUGUUACAGGCCCUGCAUGAGAAAGUUUUACUCAUCUUUACAUGGCAUUUUCACCCUACCCCAGUGAUUUUCAAGUUUGAUGUUUCAGAAAUAUAAUCCAGGGAUACUUUGGAAUUAUAACCACAGUGUUUUAAUCUGCCGAGGGUGAGCAUUCAGAUGGCAGCUUUAAGUAAAAUAAACUAUGGUCAAUAUCCUCAGGUCCACUGUCCCUAAUCAGAUACCCUACGGAUGGAAAUUCUGAAAUACUGGAAUAAGUCUAGUGGCCUUUCUUUCCCCUUCCUUGGUAAUGCCAUACAUUGUCAUGCCAAAAUUAUAGAUGCUGUCUAUCACCUACAGUAUAUACUUCCAAGAGACACUGCCUGAUAUUCUAUGAACACCCUUUCCAUGAUGCCACUCAGUAUACAAGUAAAGCUUGCAUCAAAGGCAGGUUAAAAUGACAAAGCUGGUCCCAAGUUAUGAAAAAGAUGAUGUGUAUCAGUGAUUAAAGCCUUGUCAUAUUUUCUUUAGCAUUAUACAAUGCCAUGCUUCAGAUUCCAGCAGUAAAUCUCAGAGGACAUGAAAAAGGCACUGGGUAUGCAGAACAGGCCUCCUGUCACCCUGAAGCCUCCUUGAAUGGCCUGACCAGGUGAAGCCAUUUUCUUUGCAACCUUACAGGAUGAUCUGAACGGACCUCUGACUAGUUACAUUUUCACAUUAUAGUCAGCCAUAUCCCAAAGGACAUACGUGAAGUAACUUAAUCUCACCUCUCUGAAUGGCAGCAGCAACUAGUAUAACCUUGUCCUGCCUUAAGUAAAUAACUCUAUCAAAAAUAAAGUAAGCAUACCUUACUUAAAGUAGUAUAGUUAUAUCAUGAGAAGGACUUCAUAGUUAGUGAGGGUCAGUGUCAAAAAUUUUCUACUGAAGUUGCCAAUAGACAGGCUCCCCAACAGCCUAUGUCAUUUUAAACAGACCCUUCCCACAGCCAGCUAGCCAAUGGCAGGAAGAUAGAACACAGUGGAAUGAAACACAUGACAAGUUCUAAUUAUAUCUUAUAAAGUGGGCAACACUUCUCAUUUGGAUAAUGAAAUUCCUAAAUCCCUGAGACAAAGAAUUACCUUUUCCAUUUCAACUGAGAAAUUAGAGUCUUUGUGGCACUUUCUUUGGAAAAAUGAGUGGUCAGGGAGAUUGCCUUUAGCAAAUAAUUAAAGUAUAAAAGUACCUCUCACAAUUAUAGAUUAUAAGUGAAUACAUAUUCAUAUAUAUCAUUCAUAUAAUUACCUUUCUUUGAUAAAAGCACAACAGAGGCAAAGCAGACCAUACCCUUGGGGAUUAGCUGGAGACACCUUGUUUCUUUGGCUCUUGUAGGUUUUUUUCCUGUAUCAGAAUUCCUAGUCCCAUGUGAUGUUGCCCCAUCCCAAGUCUGUUUUGUAUACCAUGUAACAUGUCUUAAUACACUGUAUGGAAAAAGUUAGUUAGCCUUAGAUUUCUUUGUUUUCUAUGGUUUUUUCUGUACAGAAGAAAGACUUACCUGUAAAUACUGUAUAUUUAAUAAAGAAAGAAUUUUGUAUCA